GGCGAGACUUGGUCGAGACUGAACCCAACAUUCUGUUCCGUUGAGAUACCGAAUUGUGGGAAACCUUCAGUUACGGUUUCGUGUUGACUCACUGACCAAUCUCUCGGAUAUGCCUACCAAGACCAAUAUCACAACGGACCAUCCUCCUCAACGAAAUGAUACAUCUAACAUCAUCAACACAUUAACAUACAACUAUCAGAAAUCAUCAGCUUCACCAUUCAUCUCAAUUAGUCAUGUCUAGCAGGCAAUAUCAUUGCAUUGGCAAGGGGUUCUGCGGCAGUGUCUGGGCUCUUGAUAAUGACACCGCACACACCGCCGCCAUAAAGCGGGAAGACGGCGGGCCCGAUCGAUCUGUCACAAACGAUUACAACAUGCAUGUUCGAAUUCUUCGAAGUGCAUUUCAAACCCCUCCUUCAACGCCCCUGUCGAUACCCGAAUGCCAUGGAUUGGUGCAACAGACCGAUGACUCUUGGUGGGAAACGCGCCUACAUCAAUUUCCCGCUGGCUACACAGCAUGUAGGGCACUUAUCUCAGAACGCAUACCCAAGAUACCUAGGUCGAUUAGCAACAAAAUCGUGGAUCUGUUCUGUGUGGGUAACGCUCCCCUGUCGGAAUUCGUGAAGCAAAACCACGCCGACGAUGCUUGCCUGGUCCGACCGUAUCUUGGACGAAUACGCGGUCACUACCAGAAGCAGACGGCAAGGCCCUCACGAUACCAACGCUUUAGUCUCCGCAAUGUGCCUCUUCACCUCGAUCAGAUGGAGAAGCUCGGUCUUGAUGUGGCUGCUUACGCAGAGACGAUGGCAGACGCCCUCGCGCUCAUGCAUUGGGGCGCUCAAGUUGAUGCCAAUGACGUCGAGUUCGUUCUGGCACCUCCACGACAGCAGGAGAAAGCACCAUACGCCUUUCAAUCUGAAUGGUUAGGCGAUCAUUGCUUGUGGAUUCUUGACUUUGAUUGUUGCCAUCCCAUCUCCAUGGAUGAGGCAGGCCUCGACAAAGCAUGCGUCGCGUUUUUCAAGAACGACCCGUUCUAUCCGAGGCCGCAAAGUCAGGAAUCUGCAGAUACGGCGUUGUGGAAUGUGUUCAAGGAGAGGUUCUUGGUGGCUAGUCGGAAGAUUCUUAGCCAAGGAGACAGGGAUGAGCAAUGGCUGGCAGAGGAGUUAGUGAAGAAGAUUGAGAUCGAAGGUCAAUUGAGAAGAAGCAAAAAGGAAAAAUUGGACAGCGCGUAAGCC
Messenger RNA from Aaosphaeria arxii CBS 175.79, 1232 nucleotides. RefSeq lists its product as uncharacterized. The coding region runs from base 234 to 1229 and encodes 331 amino acids. The record is from RefSeq and is a predicted model, not a curated record. NCBI's taxonomy places the organism in Eukaryota, Fungi, Ascomycota, Dothideomycetes, Pleosporales. The transcript is spliced from 2 exons.